Anarrhichthys ocellatus (wolf-eel) is the source of this 3398-nucleotide messenger RNA. It is a transcript of the gene vps39, whose product is annotated as VPS39 subunit of HOPS complex. Gene Ontology annotation, cellular component: cytoplasm; membrane. The coding region runs from base 708 to 3338 and encodes 876 amino acids. The record is from RefSeq and is a predicted model, not a curated record. NCBI's taxonomy places the organism in Eukaryota, Metazoa, Chordata, Actinopteri, Perciformes, Anarhichadidae. Gene Ontology annotation, molecular function: protein binding. The transcript is spliced from 24 exons. Gene Ontology annotation, biological process: intracellular protein transport; autophagy; vesicle-mediated transport.
UAAUGCAAUUUGUGUUACCUUUUCUGUACUGUACUGUAAUUAUUUCCCCCAAAAAACAUCUAUUCUUAUUUUUAACAGGUAAACAACUGUUUUUUAAGGUGCCACGAAUAACAUAUCGCGAGAAUAGCACAGCACUAUUUAGCCAUGAGCACAAAUGUGGUCACUGCACCUUUGAUGCGGUCCUCGUGAGUUCACUGACGUCUGUCACGUGCCUGUCAAACACCAUACCCUCGCGCAGCCGUCGUCAACACAACCCGCAAGACAACUGAGGAAGUAGCGACAAGAAGCUAACAAAAACUAACCGCUACGGCUAAUACUAUUUGAAUUAAGUUAAUUGAAGGUUGUGUUUUGUCUUUAUCGACACAGGAACGGACUGUCUUUGUUGGGGUUUCAGUUGGCGUAGAGUUAAGAGGGAACAAUGUAGCCGUUGCUCGCUAACUUCUAAGCUAGCAGGCUAACAAUCAGCUGUUGUUUUGGUCUGGAGAGCUAACUAGCUGGCUAACAAGCCGAGCUACAUAGCACUCACAGAAGUCCAAACCAAGAUUUCCUUCAUUCCCCCGUGGAAACAUUUAAAACUGCUCAGUCGGUUAAUGGCGGCACAUAAAGGCGGACCACCCCUAACAGACUAAUCAGCGGCCGUCAACAACUCCCUGUGGAAUCGAGUCAUCAGAGCGGUCUGUAAUUGGAGUCAAAAGUAUUGCUUCAAGAUGCACGACGCGUAUGAGCCGGUGCCUAUUUUGGAGAAGCUUCCUCUUCAGAUCGACUGUCUUGCGGCCUGGGAGGACUGGCUGCUCGUGGGAACAAAGCCAGGGCAUCUUCUUCUCUACAGAAUAAAGAAGGAUGCAGGCACCAACCGGUUCGAGGUGACACUGGAAAAAUCCAAUAAGAACUUCUCAAAGAAGAUUCAGCAGCUCUACGUUGUCUCGCAGUACAAAAUUCUUGUCAGUCUUCUAGAGAACAACAUCCACGUCCAUGAUCUCCUGACCUUCCAGCAGAUUACGGUGGUGUCCAAAGCCAAAGGUGCCACGCUCUUCACCUGUGACCUGCAGCAAACUAGCACAGGAGAGGAAAGGUUGAGAAUGUGUGUUGCGGUGAAAAAGAAACUCCAGCUGUAUUACUGGAAGGACAGAGAGUUCCACGAGCUGCAGGCAGACUUUGGUGCACCAGACAUUCCAAAGUCCAUGGCUUGGUGUGAAAACUCCAUAUGUGUUGGUUUCAAGCGAGACUAUUACCUCAUUCGGAUGGAUGGCCGGGGCUCCAUCAAGGAGCUCUUCCCCACCGGGAAACAGUUGGAGCCUCUGGUUACCCCACUGGCUGAUGGGAAGGUGGCGGUUGGCCAGGAUGACCUAACCGUAGUGCUGAAUGAAGAGGGCGUUUGCACCCAGAAGUGUGCCCUGAACUGGACCGACAUCCCAAUAGCAAUGGAGCACCAGCCUCCGUACAUCAUAGCCGUUCUUCCUCGGUACGUGGAGAUCCGGACGUUUGAGCCGAGGCUACUGGUGCAGAAUGUGGAGCUGCAGAGACCUCGCUUCAUCACCUCAGCCGGGCAAAAUAUUGUGUACGUCGCCAGCAACCACUUUGUGUGGCGCCUGGUUCCCGUGUCGAUAGCCACCCAGAUCCGGCAUCUCCUUCAGGACAAACAGUUUGAGCUGGCUCUUCAGCUGGCGAAGAUGAAGGAUGAUUCCGACGGUGAUAAGAAGCAGCAGAUCCAUCACAUCCAGAAUCUCUAUGCCUUCAAUCUGUUUUGCCAGAAGAGAUUUGAUGACUCCAUGCAGGUGUUUGCCAAACUGGGCACAGAUCCCACCCACGUGAUCGGGCUGUACCCAGACCUGCUCCCGGCAGACUACCGCAAACAGCUGCACUACCCCAACCCUCUGCCUACUCUGUCCGUGGCAGAGCUGGAGAAGGCUCAUCUCGCCCUCAUCGACUAUCUCACACAGAAACGUAGCCACCUUGUGAAACAGCUGAAUGACUCGGACCCUUCUAUAACGUCCCCGCUCAUGGAGGGCACGCCUACUAUCAAAAGCCGAAAAAAGCUCCUGCAGAUCAUUGACACCACCCUGCUGAAGUGUUACCUGCACACCAACGUGGCCAUGGUGUCCCCCCUCCUUCGUCUGGAGAACAACCACUGCCACAUCGAGGAGAGCGAGUACGUCCUGAAGAAGGCCCACAAGUACAGCGAGCUCAUCAUCCUCUAUGAGAAGAAGGGCCUGCACCAGAAAGCUCUGCAGGUGCUGCUGGACCAGUCCACCAAGGCCAACUCUCCGCUGAAGGGCCACGAGCGAACGGUGCAGUACCUCCAAAGACUGGGAGAGGAGAAUUUGGGAAUAAUCUUUGAGUUUUCUCCCUGGGUGUUGAAGAUCUGUUCUGAGGACGGCCUGAAGAUCUUCACAGAGGACCUGACCGAGGUGGAGACUUUGCCCAGAGACAAGGUGCUGAACUUCCUGAAGGAGGGCUUUAAGGAGCUCGCCAUCCCAUAUUUGGAGCACAUCAUUUACGUGUGGGACGAUAAGGGCCCGGAGUUUCACAAUGUGCUGAUCCAGCUCUACCUGGAGAGGGUCCAAGGCCUCAUGAAGCAGUACCUCAACUCACUGCCAGAAGGAGUUCCAGCUGUGUCUGCGGGGAAAGAGGAAGGUGAUCUGGGAGAGUUCAGGAACAAGCUGCUGUCUUUCCUGGAUAUUUCUACCAGCUAUGAACCAGCCAGACUCGUCAGUGACUUCCCCUUUGAUGGCCUGCUGGAGGAGCGGGCUCUGCUUCUGGGUCGGAUGGGUAAACACGAGCAGGCGCUCUUCAUCUAUGUGCACAUCCUGAAAGACACCCGCAUGGCUGAAGAAUACUGUCACAGCCAUUACAACAGUUCGGUCGAAGGGAAUAAAGAUGUUUAUCUGUCUUUGCUGCGAAUGUACCUGUCCCCUCCUGACGUCCACUGCUUGGGGCCCAUCAAGAUGGAGCUGUCGGAGCCUCAGGCCAACCUCCAGGCGGCUCUGCACGUCCUGGAGCUGCACCACAGCAAACUCGACACCACCAAGGCCAUCAACCUGCUCCCAGCAAACACUCAGAUCCGAGAGAUCCGGGUCUUCCUGGAGAGCGUCUUGGAGGAGAGGGCUCAGAGGAAGCGCUGCAACCAGGUGCUGAAGAGUCUGCUGCAGGCCGAGUUCCUCAGAGUGCAGGAGGAGCGGAUCUUCCACCAGCAGGUUAAAUGUGUCGUCACGGAGGAGAAGACCUGCAGAGUCUGCAAGAAGAAAAUGGGAACCAGUGCGUUUGCCAGGUAUCCCAACGGCGUGGUGGUGCAUUACUUCUGCUGCAAAGACCGAAACGUGUGCCCCACCGAGCAGUGAAGAAGCGCUCCACUUGACUGUUCACUCAUCAAUAACCCCCCCCCCCCCCCCACCCCACCC